AUGGAGAACUCAACUGAGGUUUUGUUUUUUGUGCUGGCAGCCUAUGGUAAUAUUGGAGAAUUAAAAUACCUGUAUUUCUGCAUAAUGCUGUUAUGGUACCUCUCCAUAUGUGUCAAUAACGCAGCUGUUAUCGUGAUCAUAUUUUUGGACAAAAGGUUACAUGAGCCGAUGUAUAUAUUACUAUGUAAUUUGCUUAUGAAUGAAAUUUUUGUCACCACCGUAAUUUAUCCCCUUGUAAUGUCACAGAUGUUUUCAGACACCCAUGAAGUGACCCUGCUGUGGUGUUUUAUGCAGAUGGGUUGUCUCUCCACAUCUGCUUCUAUUGAGUUUUGUAGUUUAGCAGCCAUGGCCUAUGACAGAUAUGUCGCUAUCUGUUGUCCUUUACACUACAAUGUCAUAAUGAACACAAGACAAGUAGGUACCAUCACUGUUGUUGUAUGGAUGUAUUCAUUUGUCAAUAGUAUGUUCUCAUUUUCUUACAUAAUUGAUUUGAAAUUUUGUGGAAAUGUCACUGACAAAUUGUUUUGUGACCACUACUUAAUAAUUAAACUUGCAUGUUCAGUUUCAGUACUCAACAAAGUAUCUGAUCUGCUUCAUGCCUUUGUGACUAUUGUUAUCCCAUUUAGUCUCAUUUUAUUCUCUUACAUAAAGAUUUUGGUCGUUUGUCAGAACACCUCUGAAGAAAGCUGGCAAAAAGCUGUCACCACCUGCACACCUCAGAUUUUCUCCCUUUCUGGCUUGUUUAUAGGCCUUAUUUUUCAUUUUAUUAUUUCCAUGUUUGAUGCAACUCUGGUGUCAGAUAAAGUACGUAGUUUUUUUACACUGUGUCUCCUCAUUUACCAACCUAUGCUCACCCCCAUUAUGUAUGGAUUUAACUUACCAAAGAUAAAACAAUCAUUGAAAAGAUUUCUGCUUGAUAGAAAAUAA
This is a messenger RNA of Acanthopagrus latus (yellowfin seabream), 927 nucleotides long. RefSeq names its product olfactory receptor 11A1-like. The transcript has a single exon. Gene Ontology annotation, cellular component: membrane. Lineage: Eukaryota; Metazoa; Chordata; Actinopteri; Spariformes; Sparidae. Gene Ontology annotation, biological process: G protein-coupled receptor signaling pathway. Bases 1 to 927 code for a protein of 308 amino acids. Gene Ontology annotation, molecular function: olfactory receptor activity; G protein-coupled receptor activity. The record is from RefSeq and is a predicted model, not a curated record.